CAAAUUUAAAUUUAUGUGAAGGUCAUACACAGCAGUUAACACUGCGUUUGAAAACAAUUUUUUUAGUGUGCUGCGACGAAGAGGAAGGUUCUGCAAAGCUCCAACUUGAUGCAGAAGAAUAUGUUCAUAAAAAUGGUAAAAAGAGCUGGCCAUGAAAUAAAUUUCCUGUUGAGAUUUCUCCUACUUAUCACCGCCUUUUCGUGGUCGAAUUGUGCUUCCAUUGAGUUUGAAAACAAGACCGUGGACAACUGGCAACUGCUGAUCGGCGCCAACUCAAAAGAACUGAAAUACGACUUUUGCAAGUAUAACGGGUCAAGCGGUGGAACACAGUGCAAAAAUUUUCCAAAGGUCGCCUCGGUAAAUAUUAGCGAGGUGUGCGAUUGCUCCGUGCAACACAACGAAACCGAAGCUGGCGCCUUCACUUUCAGCGUUAAUUGCAACAGCAAUGCAAGUUGGUGCCCUAAGAAUCUGGACCUUCACUACCAGCAAGGCUCCUUCGAGAAGCCACCGGAGGCUGAAGGAAUUUCAGUAACUACUAUCAUUAUGAUCUCGUCCCUUUUCGUCAACGUUUGUUUGAUCAUUGUAAUAGGAUUGUUAGUCAAAUGCCGAGACCAAAUGCAUAUUAAUUGCAACCAGAAAAAGCGUCAGCGGGUCUUCGUCAAAGGGUCUUCGUCAAAACAUCAUCGUGAAGCUGAUCAAACAGCUGAAGAGUUGGCCGUUUUUCAGGAUACAAAUCCGUCUUUUGUCCGAACACCUCACACUUAAAAUGUUGGUAUAUUUAACCUGAUUAAUGGGUGUGAACAACAGACAUCAAUUUAACUAUUAAUGAUAUUGUAUUCAUUAAUAGUAUGCAUACUAAAAAUUAAUGAUUUUCUCAAAGCAUGUGGCUCAAAUACAAUGAAAAAACUUGAUUAUUUAUGGUGUAGGCAGAAACUGUGGGACCAGAAACUUUCAAGAUCUUAUAAAAAGAUCGUCAAGUAAUAUUCUUAAUUUAUACGCAAAAAUACCAAUUUCCUUCUCCUCGCGUCUGGUCAUAUAAGGCGUGUGCCUUGGCUGUUGCUUAUAUUUAUAGCAAACUGAGUCAUUCUCACUCAGCUGGUGUUUUUCUCUCCUCUUGGUCCAUAUUCAGUUAGUUUUUAUGUACCAUUGACUUGGCCAUAAUUGUUGUUAUUGUAUUUUCAUACAAAUAUACAGAUUUUAUUUUGUUGAAAUAUAAAAUGUCAGAAUUGAUUAUUGAAUAGCAAUGACGAUAAAUGAAAUUUUACAGAACAAAUACGUAUACAGUAUAAUUGGUUCACUUAUAUACGGAACUUUAUUGAAAAAAAAUAAUUUAACCACAGGCGGUAUUUACGCCGCUGUUUCGCCGUUUGAGGUUUCACUGCAUUAAAAGCAAAAGUUGAUGGCAAAAUUGUAUUUAAAAAUAAAAUCAAUAAUGUAAGGAAGUAUAUUAUAUAGAGACUGAUUUUUUCUGUGUGUUCGAAUAAAUAAUAACCCUCUGCGUUCCAAAUUGCUUUGUUCCUAUUGCUUUUCCUUUUCU
Molecule: messenger RNA, 1537 nt
Organism: Cloeon dipterum
Lineage: Eukaryota; Metazoa; Arthropoda; Insecta; Ephemeroptera; Baetidae
Exons: 4
Coding region: 109-765 (218 amino acids)
Source: RefSeq, a predicted model, not a curated record